UGCUGUCUGCCUGUCUGUUCCGCACAUCGGGGGUUGAGCUUCCUGGGUCAGAUUCUGCCACCGCCUCCAUUGUGAGCCGGGAGCCGGGGCUGAGCCGCUGCUGCUGCUGCCCAGCGGGGUCUGUGCGGGGAGAGCCCUUCCCUAGAGCCCCUCCGGGCCCAGUCGGGGGGACUUUCUCCGGGGGCUGGAGCCAGGCCCUGGGCAGCCCCGGCCUCUGCCGACACCAGCCCCUGAGCCGGAGCCUGCAGGUGAAUGCAAGCAGGAAACAUCUUCAUUCACAUGUGCUGGUAAAAAGCAACUCAUGACAAGAUGCCACCAAAGCGAUCCAAAGGAAAUGGUUCACAGGGACUGAACCAGAAAAAGUCCCUCAAGAAUCAGAGGAAGUCGGACAAGCUACAGAAGAGCUCUCUUGUGCAGAGAGAGGGUAAAUCAGCUGUCCGCAGGAGAGCUGUGAGGAAGAGCAAAGACACCAUCGUCUGCCAGAGAGCAUAUGCAGGGGAAAGGCCCAACAUCUGCAUCGAGUGUGGGAAAAGCUUCACCCAGAGCUCAGACCUUAUGAACCAUCAGAGAACCCACACGGGGGAGAAACCCUAUAAAUGCAUCGACUGCGGGAAGAGCUUCAGCGUCAGCUCAAACCUGAGUCGACACCAGAGAACCCACACGGGGGUGAAGCCCUAUCCCUGCACUGAUUGCGGGAAAAGCUUCACAGACAAGUCCACCCUGACCCAGCAUCAACACAUCCAUACAGGUGAGAAACCUUAUAAAUGCAUCGACUGUGGGAAGAGCUUCAGCCGCAGCUCCCACCACAAGAGGCAUCUGAGGAGCCCUCCAGGGAAGAGGCAGGACAAAUGCAUACACUGGGAAAGUGCCACUAUUGGGAAGGUGAAAGAAACUAAAGUGUCUAAGAAGAAAACCCCGACCAUUGAGAUCCCCAACACGUGUGCCGAGUGCUGGCAAAGCUUCAGCCAGAACUCGGACCUGGUCAAACACAUGAGGAUCCACACAGGAGAAAAACCCUACAAGUGUCCCGACUGCGGAAAAAGAUUCAAUGUCAGCUCAAACCUGAUCAGACACCAGAGGAUCCACACGGGAGAGAAGCCCUACACGUGCUCUGACUGCGGGAAAAGCUUCACUGACAAAUCCACUCUGACCCAGCACCACCGGAUCCACACAGGAGAGAAACCCUACAUAUGCACUUACUGCGGGAAAAGCUUCAGCCGCAGCUCCCACCACAAGAGACAUGAGCGAACCCACACCGGGGAGAAUCCUGUGUCCUUUCUGCCCUUGUGGCCCUACCCCACCCAGACAUACUGAAAUGAUUCCAUUGGUUCUGGGCAGUGGGAGCUGAGGGCCCAGGAACCAAGUGGGAGAUUUUCCCAAGCCCCAGCAUGAUUCAGUAGCACAAUCCCCCAUCAGGUUCCAGUAAGAUAUAGGGUCCCCUGUGCUUGUGUCACUUCUGGGCUUGAGACCUAGGUACCUAAAUCAGUUAGGUGUUGCAAUGUUGCAUAGAGUUACGUCUUGACAACUGUAAGAAUUUGGGCCUCAUAUCCCACCCAGAGCAAAGGGAGAUCUCUGAGGGGUUUUCAUUAGAGAAUUAAGGAGUAAGCUACCCCAAUUCCAUUAGUAUUAUUUGUAUCGUGGUAGCAUCUAGCAGCCCCAGUCACGGACAAGAAACCGCAGUGCUAGGCACAGUACAAACACAGAACAGAGCUCUGCUCCACAGACUCAACAGGAUCUGGGUGCCUAACUCACUUAGACCCUGUGAACAUCCAGAAUUUCGUAGAGUUUAGGGCCGGAGAGGACAAUUAGAUCGUCUAGCCUGACCUCCUGUAUAUCACAGGCCAUGAAUCUCACUCAAAUACCGCUAUAUUGAGCCUAAUUACUUUAGUUAAACUAAAACCUUUCAGCGCUUAAGAGACUAAACUGUUGUGAGCCAGAGAAGAGAACAGGAGAGACCAAGGGGCCCCUGCCAUGGCUGGGAAUUGAUUAGGUGAGAGAUGCCGGUAUGAUCCCAACAUCUCUGCACCAGGGGGAAAAUUCUUACCCAACCCCAAAUCUGGUGAUCAGUCUGACCCUGGGCAAGUGAGCAAAACCUACCAGCCAGGCAUAUAGAAAAAAGAUUCUCUGAACCACUUCAGAUCAUUGGUUUACCUCACCUAGGUCUUGUUGCCAAUCUCUGAUGCUUCAGGGAAAGGUGAAAAAGGAACCCAGAUACAUCUGGCCAAUGGUGCAUUGGAAAAAAAAUUCCUUCCUGUCCCUUGUAGGGGAGCAUCUGAAGUACGAGAUUUGGUUAUUGUCAUUACAUAGUAUAGCCAGUGUGCAGGGCCGGGGUGGGAUAAAGAGCCUGUUCUUUGGGGCACCUCUUUCAGCAGGGAGCUACUACUUAGAAGAAUUUAUUUGGUUUUACAUGAUCAUUGGCCUGUAUGGAUGAGUUGAGGUGGACAGUGGAGCCCUGUUCCCAGCUGGGCUGGAGUGUACAAUGUGAUUGGAUACCCUGGAACUGGCACUCGCUGGUCUUUUUGCACAGUGUCAGCUGGGAAGGUAAGCACUCAGGAAGCCCAGAGGAUCUGAACUUCCCUGAGCCCCAGGGAAGCCCUGUAGACUUCAGCCGGAGCUAUGAAAUCAGGGCUCAGUCUGGGUUUAGCCUGCACUUCCACUACCUGUGGUGAGAAUAUGAAGGGGCCCUUGAGCCUGGCUCGUCUCCCCAGCACUGAUCCCCAUCUCUUAUGCAGUUGGUCAGAUCGGACACGGAUCCAGCAGAUCCCCCUUGUGCUGAUGCAUUCAGAAAGGGGGGUUUCUCUCUCCUUUUCUGUGUAAAUAGCCUCUCCCCCCUCAGUUAACUUUGCUGGUUCUCUGUGCUGGCACCUUCAACCAGUCUGUGACACAUCACUCCGAACUCCAGUUUGUCAUGCCGUCAGAGCUAAGCUGAUAAGAUGCUGGAGCCAGGGGCCUGGGGAUUCCCCCGUUUUCCAGCUGGGAGCAAACUGCCUUGAGGCAGGUUAUAUUCCCCUCAGUCUACCCCACCCACCAGCCUUUGUUACCCUGCUCCCCAUAUCACACCCAGCCCAUUAAUUGAUAUCUCUGCCCCAGAACAGGGAGCUGGGCACUGCCGUGGUUCUGCUUCCCUGGCUCCAACACCCUGGGCCUCAGUCUCCAGAGUUUAUUCGUCCCCAUCCCGUGGAAUUUGGGUCAGUUGAGGGGACUCACAGCUGCACCAGCUGAGUCCCGGAGCCCAGGGUGCAUGUAGGAGGUUUCUCAGAGCUGGAGCGGCUGCUCCCAGGGAGGCUGGGUGCAUGGACACUCCCAGUUGUGGCAGAGCCCCUCUCUGUUGCAUGUGUAGUUGCAAAACAUGUUAAAUGCAUUAUGCUUUAUAGAGAACAAUUCUAUUUAAAAAGCCUCAGGCGCCUUGGAAAAUCCCAGCUUGAGAUUUUGGACCAUUGUGAGAACAAUGAACAGUAAUUGCCCAAGGACAAGGUGCUAUGUAAAAUAUCCCCUGUUGUAUUAUUUCAGCACUAGCUUGUAGGGAGAGCUGAGAGCAACCAGGGCACAGGGGUAGCGUUACAUGUUCAGAACCCUGACUUGUCUGCUCACCUGCUCAGCCCGAACGCUCCCUUCAUCUGGACAUUUUUUAUUUUGCAUAGAUGCCACUGAUGCUAUUCUAGUGACUGCUGAUGCUCUGAUUUUUCCUGCUCUGCUGAUGAUCGGUUUGUAUCUGUUGCAGGUGCUAACAUUUUGCCUUUUUAAAGUAUCAUCAUUAAAUGGGAAACUGACUGUCUUUUAUCUGCUGUUUCCUGCCCCCCCUGACACCUCCACCCCCCCGCAGUUGGUUUCUAAAGCCAAACCCCAGGCCCUGGAAUGUUAAUUUCCUUAGGACAUACAGAGGGAGCAGUUGGGCCUUUCCAUGUCUAGUGGUCCAGCCAGCUGAAGCUUCAGUCACACUUCACCUUCACAUGGGAAUUUUCUGUUAGUUUUUCCUUGUGUUGAGGCUGCAGGUUGAGAGGGGGACAGCUGACAUGGGGUUCAGCUUGUCCAAAAGAAGGUUCAUUGAUUCAUAGAACUUGCGGCCAGAAGGGACCAUUAGUUUGUUUACUCUGUCCUGUCUAAACAGGCCAUUAAAUAUCACCCAUUACCCCGUAUAGAACCCAGGAGCUUGUGUUUGGCUGAAGCAUCCCUUCCAGAAAGGCACCAGUCUGGAUGUGAAGACAUCAAGAGAUGGAGAAUGGACCACUUUCAUUAGGAAUUUGUUCCAGAGGUAAUCACCGUCUCUGUUAAAAAUGUGUCUUAUUUCUCAUCUGAAUGUGUCUGGCUUCAGCUUGCAGCCCGUGGUUCUUGUCCUGCCUUUCUUUGCUAGAUUAAAGAGCCCUUUAGGAUCCAGUAUUUUCUCCCCAUGAAGGUGCUUAAAUACUGUAAUCAAGUCACCUCUCAAUCUUCUUGAGCUAAACAGAUUGAGCUCUUUAAAACUGUCAUAUAAGGCAUUUUCUCCAGCUGUCCAGUGAUUUUUGUAUCUCUUUUCUGCACCCUCUCCAAUUUUUCAGCAUUCCUUUUAAAAUGUGGACAUCAGAAGUAGACGUAGUAUUCCAGUGUCGGUCUGAGAGGUAAAAUUAACUCGUGUCCGACUCGCUACUCCCCUGUUUAUACACCCAAGGAUCACAUUGCACUGGGAGCUCAUGUUAGUUACUUGUCCGCUAUAACCCCAAACACUUUCCAGAGUCGCUGUUUUCCCAGAUAGUCCCCUGUUCUGUAGGUCUGGGUUACAUCCUUUGUUCUUAGCUUUAUAACUGCACUGGGCUGCAUUAAAACACAUUGUGUUUCAAUGGGUCCUGUUUAUUAAGUGAUCCAGAUUACUCUGCAUGACUGCCCUGUCCUCAUUAUUUACCACUCUGCCGGUCUCUAUGGCAGCUGCAUCUUGUAUCAGCAGUGAUUUUAUAUUUGCUACCAGAUUAUUGAUGAAAAUGUUGAAUAGUUUGGGGCCUAGAUUUCCCCCCCCCCCCCUGAACCCCUAGAAAAAACCCCAUUUGGUGGUCAUUCCCCAUUGACUACUUUUUGCGGUCUGGGGGGUACUGGUCAGGGAAUGGGGUAGGGGGGCCUUUACCAUCCAGGGGCCUCAAUUUCAGGCCAGUUGCUUUGGUUGACUUAGGGGGACAGGAGACAGAAACAUUGAGGCUUUAGAACACUAGUUCCAGUCAGUGCAAAAAUCAACAUGCAGGCAGCAGAUACUUGGCUGCUCCAGAAAAACAGCUGUGCUACCAUAGUGAUAAGUGGGGCACAGAAACAUACACAGACUAGAUCAGAUCCCUAGGACCUGCCCUAGAAGUGGGAUUGGAACCCAGAGCAGGUAUAGGAUUUAAAAUAAACCAGGAAAUGAGAGACUCCUCUUCAAAAGAAUGAAAUUCCCCUAAGUAAACAGGAGGAUGAGCUGCCAGAACAAGGGCUGCUGAACUGUACCUCUCAGCCUCUGAGAGAUUGCUGCUUCUCUCCUCCUCCUUGGUUCUCACCUUAGUCAGUCAGCUGACAGUUCCCCUGGGGCUAGGGCCUGGUGCUUAACUGACACCUAGCCUGCUCCUUCACAGCUGGGGCAGAGCACAGCUGCACUCUGUCAAUUCACAACUGGCACGUUAUCCCCUUAAGGACCACAGGUGAUGUGUAUUAGAACAAUCCUUAGGCUGCUCUAGCAUAUGCUGAUGGGGAGCAGAUGCAGUUUAUGAAGCAAGGAGCCUGUCACUGUCCUCUGGCUCUCCAGUGUUGAGUUGGAGCUGGAGAAAAUCUGGCUUGAAAAAUGGAGUUGGGUCCUCGGAGUAGGAUUGUCCAGUGGGUAGAGCACUCGAUUGGCCCUUCAGAGGCUUCGGAUCCAUUUAAUAAAGAAAUAAACCACUAAAAACAUAGUGCAGAUCCUCACCUCGCAAAGUCAGUAUGUUGUUUUUAAUUUAGAGCAUGGUAGCACACAGCGACCUGAAACAAUAUCAGAGCCCCAGAUGCCAUGUUGCACAACUCUCACAAUUUUGUUGUGAGUCUUGUCAUAUUUGGUUAUUUCUUAAAUCCCCAGCUUCUGGAAUCAUGUUAAUAUGUGAGACUCUCAGCUUUCUUCUAAAAAAAUGUCUGGCCCUGUGGGUGCAGCGAAAAGUUUAAAAACAUGACUAAGUGUGCUAGAAUGGUUCAAAACCAGAAGGCCAAGAAAAAUAGUCCAAAAUACUGCUGCUGCUUUUUUUUAAAGUAAUAUAAUUUUAAACCAUUAUCCUGAUCUUGGGACAUCUGACUCAUGACUUUUAAUGCUUUACUUGAAGGAGGGGGUGGGGAAACUGAGGCACAGAGCCGUGCUGUGACUUGCCUGAGGUCACACACCAGGCCACUGGUAAAGUGUUAAGGAAAAGUUAGCAUAUGUGACUCCAUUUUGGUUUGGGGCCCACCUUUGUCUAAAAGCAAGCACAUAAUGCACCAGGAGGAGUGUUCCUUAGAUACUGCAUUCCUGUGAAAACCCUCCCCCUUGUUUCCAGCCUGUAUUGACUCCUGGUUUCUGUUCUUUGUCUGUUCCUAACUCCCUGCCUCCUGGCCUUGAUGUGAGCCUCCCAUCCUGAUAAGAAAGGCUACUGGUGCAUUGCUUUAGGACCAUGUUGUGUAGUUGAAGUAAUGGUUUAGCACAGGGAAUGUACCUAGCAGGGAUAGGUGGUAGAUAAGGGAAGGGUUUGUCUAUUGGCUAAGGUUUCCGAUGCACGAGGGCAACAUGCUUUGCUAAAAGGUAUAUAAUCUCUGUAUAACCUGCAUUCGGGGUCCCCUCCUGACUAGCAGGGGGGCACCACGCUCGAGCGUAAUAAACUUAGUAUCUUUGGGAA
Molecule: messenger RNA, 6827 nt
Organism: Caretta caretta (loggerhead turtle)
Lineage: Eukaryota; Metazoa; Chordata; Testudines; Cheloniidae
Source: RefSeq, a predicted model, not a curated record